This is a messenger RNA of Amblyraja radiata (thorny skate), 3040 nucleotides long. RefSeq names its product shisa family member 2a (gene shisa2a). The record is from RefSeq and is a predicted model, not a curated record. Lineage: Eukaryota; Metazoa; Chordata; Chondrichthyes; Rajiformes; Rajidae. Bases 649 to 1467 code for a protein of 272 amino acids. The transcript has 2 exons.
GUCUGUCUCCUGGUGCCGGAUUGGUGAAAGAAGUCCAACCUAUGGAAAUUCACUCAGCAGAGUUUAAGUGAAAGAUCAACUCCCCACCAGCCCCCCCACCCCCCCUACCCCCCCUCCAAAAAAAAAAGCAGCAGACUGCGAGGUAAAGCCGAAUGGAAGGAGGACAAGGUUUAGUCGCCGCUGCAGCGUGUGCAUCUCACACAUUGUAGCGUGUCUCAUACAUUGUAGCGGGCUGCUGGCGUGUCUCAUACAUUGUAGCGGGCUGCUGGCGUGUCUCAUACAUUGUAGCGGGCUGCAGCGUGUGGCUACACUUGUCCCAUUGUUGCACAUCGGUGGAGAGCGGCGCUCGCAGAUGGAAACAUCGGCGGCGAUCCUUGUGCUGGAAGUUUGGCCGGCGAGCGCCAUGAAUGGAGCUAUGUUACACUGAGGAAUGAAGGAAAACUCCUGCAACCCGCCCCCCGUUGUCCGCAGUCUGAGCCCGGGGACAGCAGCGUGAAGAAAGAAGGCGACAGUCAGGAGACUUUGCUUUAACUUAUUCUUUACUUCCCAUUUUCUAAUUUUCUUCGACUUUUUGUUGUUGUUCGUGAGCCGUGUCGCUCUACUUGCACCGGGAUUUGUGUGUGUGUGUGUUUUUUUUAAUUGGUAGCAAUGGGGGCUGCUCGGUUUGGGACCUUGCUUCUCUUCCUCGCCAACAGGCUGUGCGGUGUUCGCGCCGCCUCGGGGGAGUAUUGUCACGGCUGGUCUGACAGUAACGGCAGCUGGCACGCCGGCUUCCAGUGCCCCGAGAGGUACGACGGCCAGGAGGCCACCUUGUGCUGCGGCUCUUGCGGUCUCAGGUAUUGCUGCUCGCUCCUGGACAACCGCCUGGACCAGGGCGUCUGCGACAACGACAGGGACGUCCACCAGGAGCCGGGAACCCAAGGGAAAUCUGCAUCAGUUCCCAUGUAUUUGCCGUUCCUCGUCGUCGGUUCCAUUUUUGUGGCCUUCGUCAUAGUUGGUUCGUUCAUUGCCAUUUGCUGCUGCAGGUGCUUGAAGCCAAAGCCCGAGGAGACCCAUCAGGAAGCCCCCACCCAGAACCGAUUGCUGGAGCCCAUUCCCCCGACUGGCAUCAGAACCCCUUCACGCCACUCCACCUCCAGCACCACCACCACUUCGACCCGGAGCUCGAUGGGGCGGCAGAACAACAUCUGUUCCAUGGGCACGGAUGCCAUUAACCUCUACAUGAACAUGCCCACCAACUUCCCCAUCGUGGGGUGUCACCAAGCUCAACAGUUCUUGCCUUCCCAAUCCACAGGGAAUCCUUUCCUACCAGCACAAUAUCUCAGCUAUGGGAUCCCUCCAGAUCAUACAUUAGUCAUGGCUUCUGCAUACGUGGAUAGAACAGGGUAUGCACAACAGCCCAACAAUCCUUAUACAACUGGGCCAUUAAAUGCAGACCAGCUGAUGUACCCAACUGUGACUCUGUAAGAUUCAUCUGCGAAAAGGACUUGAGUUUUCACGGAAUCUUUAACAUGUUCUGUGUUGAUAGAAAUUGAAAUAUUUAGUCAAAGCCAAUAAUUUAAAUAGUGUUCCUUCAUUUUAAUCUUACCGCAAUAUGUGAACUUUUAAUGCUGCAUUUUCUGCUCCUCUCACUGGAAUAACUGAAUCGUUACAACGUUAUUUGUUCCAUUGAACAAAGUGCUGGAGGAACUUAGCGGGUCAUAAACACAUGGAACAGCACAGGAACAGGCCCUGUGGCCCAUUGUGUCUACGCCAAACAUGAUGACAUGUUCAACUACUUUCCUCUGUCUGCAUGUGAUCUAUGUCCAUUUUCCAUGCAUGGUCAUGUGCAUAUUUGAUCUGCUUCCAACACCCACUCCUGGCAGUGUGUUCCACAUGUGUGUGUGUGUGUGUGUUAAAAAUAUCCCACACAUCUCCUUUAAACUUCCCCCCUCUCACCUGAAAGCUAUCCCCUCGAAGUGUAACAUUUCCAUCCUGGAAGAAAGGUUCGGAUCGACUACUCUGUGUCUCUCAUAUUUUUAUAUGCUUCUGCCAUGUCUCCCCUUGACCUCUGACACUCGCGUGUAAACAAUGUAGAUUUGUUUCUGAAUGGAACACUUCUUCUGAAGAGGGGUCCUGACCCAAAAUCAAGUCCGUUUCCCUCCGUUGAUGCUGCCUGAACCGCUGAGUUUCUUCAGCACUUUGGGGGGUUUUUGCGCGAGAUUCCAAAAUCUGCAUUCUCCCGUGCCUCCAUGAUUUGUUCCAUCCAUGUCCAUUGCAAUUCAUCUAUUUGGCAAUGCGAGUUGGGAAUAUGAAGCAAAAAAAUCUAUUUUGAUCCUAAUGAUUGUUACUAAUUAGCAAAGUGAGAAACUUCACGUUUUUCAGUGAUUCUCUCAGUUUAUCACGUUGCAGUGAGAAAUUUCCCCGUAAUUGCCUGUGCUAAACAUAUGUUGCCACAAGUAUGUGGUGAAAUUUGGCAGUUUUCGAGUCGAUGGAGCAGCAUUUCAGAAAUGAAGGCCAAUAUCUGGCUGAUGCAUCGGCGGUGUCAGCAAUCGAAGAUUAAUUUUGGUCCCAUCAUUUUACUAUUGACCCGUUAAGUGUGAUCAGUGCAACAUCUCUUGGUUUGAAGAACUUUUGUCAAUCGGCAGUCUUCAUCAUAUUUUAUGAAAGUUGUCUCUUCUGUAAUGCCACAGGAGAGCAUCUAUGGACUUCUCUGACUGACUGCAGGCUGCAAGGCACUAAACUAUAGGAAAAUCCCAAUAUUAGUGAAUGGAGUUGGACUUUGUACAACUGGUAUUGACCGAGCUCUGGCCUACCACUAGAAGACCCGCAUAGGUUUUGCAAAUAUGGGGAAGAUUUGUAAAUACAUAUGUGUAUAUUGUGUGGGGGGUGGGGGGAAAUUAUUUUUCGGGGAAAUUACCCUUAUAUUUUUGCUUUUCAGCAGGAAUGCUUUUAAAUGCUCUUCAGGUUCCUUUGUUGCAAAUACAUUAUACCAUUUUUUUAAAGGACAGUUUUGUUUGUAUAUUUUCUCAGGUUGUAAAUAAAAAGUGACCAAUAGGCA